AUGUCCACGGAAGAUCGAAAAGUGCGCCCCGACGUGCUUUCCUACAACAUUCUCAUCAAGGCUGUCCUCCGUGUGCGCUCUUUGGCUCACCGGCCAUGCCCUACCACGCCGCCAGCUCGACUCCAUGCCCACACGCGUCAUGCUGUUGGCGUGUUGCUCGUGUCCCGCGCGCUCGCCCACUUCGCUUGGUUUCGGAUAGGUGCAGCGCUGGCUGGCGUCCACCACGUUUUUGAUUGGUCACCCGAUCGCCUCGCGGGCUGCCCAAGCGUCACGCGCACGUCCUUCAUAUCGGUCACUCUUGGCGCAGAGUCCCGGCAGCGCCGACGUGAUGACGGCGCAUCGGUGGAGGCCUUCGCGGCCUGGGCGGUGGAAAACAAUGGACGACGCGCCGUCCUCACCGCUUCCACCAUGGUUCUUGGUGAAGAUGGAAUCUUGGAAGAGCAGAUUUUAAAUGUUCUGGGGGUCCAGGGCAAGCGAAUGGCGGCGGCUUUUGGUGCUCGACGCGGCUCCGGCGGUGUUCGCCACGGCUCUGGUGGCGCUGGCGGAGCUUUGCCUUAUGCUAUGAAACAUCUUGGGCUCUCUGCACCAGUUUAUGCAACAGAACCCGUGUUUAGACUUGGCCUUUUGACCAUGUACGACCAUUUCCUAUCUCGAUGGGGCGUACACUUUUCAACCACACUCAUUUCCAAUACUGCAGAAGCAGAGGAAGGUGGAGGCGUCGCGUUCGGAUGGCGCUGCCGACUCGGCGGUCGUGCUGGUGCUGCCUACGACCCGGAGCCGUAG
Miscanthus lutarioriparius is the source of this 783-nucleotide messenger RNA. Lineage: Eukaryota; Viridiplantae; Streptophyta; Magnoliopsida; Poales; Poaceae. The record is from the annotation of a GenBank genome assembly.